This is a messenger RNA of Quercus robur (English oak), 1034 nucleotides long. RefSeq lists its product as uncharacterized. Lineage: Eukaryota; Viridiplantae; Streptophyta; Magnoliopsida; Fagales; Fagaceae. Bases 132 to 1019 code for a protein of 295 amino acids. The transcript has 2 exons. The record is from RefSeq and is a predicted model, not a curated record. Gene Ontology annotation, molecular function: zinc ion binding.
UCAAGUUUUUUUCUUGGGUACAGGGGCUCCUUUGUCCAAAAACUGGAUAUGAAACUUCUACCAGAAGGAAAGAGGACAGAUUUAGAAUUGCAUUUCAGAUAAUUAUUCCUGGAUGUGAAAUUCCGUGCUGGAUGACUCAUCAAAGGUUAGGGAACUCAAUAAGCAUAGAGCUGCCUCCAAAUUGGUGUAAUAGUAGGUGGAUGGGAUUCACACUCUGCGCUUCUUUGGAUGCAUCAUAUUCACAUAUUUCUGUUGAAGAGUUUGACCUUGGCGAAGCAUUUGGUCUUAAAGCUCGUGUGAUAGCCCUCGGUGAUACGCCUCAAAGUUAUUAUGCCACUGAAAUUUCCUUCAGCACAAAAAUUGUUGCGAGGCACAUUUGGCUAUUGCAUCUGUCUCGUGAUGAUUGGUUUGCUACUGCUCAGAGUGGUGAAUUUAAUCAGAUUGAGGUUGUAUUUGAGAGCUCUAAGCCAGGCUUGUUUGUGCGGAAAUGUGGGCUCAGUUUGGUAUAUAAGCAAGAUGAUGAAAUUCACUAUUUAUGGGGAGACUCUGAUGACUAUAACGAUAAAGAAUAUAAAAUAAAGAGUGCAAGUUGCAGCUCUUUUGAGGACAUUGAAAGUUUCAGCUCUUCAGUCAAUGGUGUGCAAAUUUCAUACCCAAGCAACAUUAAUGUAAGCCACCAAAAAAUAUGUCACUGUCCGGCCCAAGCUUCACUGAAAACAAUAUUCACUGAUGAGAAUUUUGGGAGAAGGUUUUGGAGUUGUGGCAAAUACAAGCAAAACGUAAAUUGUGGGUUCUUUGAAUGGGAAGAUCCAGAAGUGUGUCUGUAUGGACGAAGAGUAAUAUGUGAACUGCAAGAACGCCUGGAGACGAUUGAUAAGGAUAAAGUUGAUCAACAUGAGUUAGUUAUGCUUCGUGAAGAAAACAAAAACUUGAGGAUUGCUUUGUUGUUUUUUGGGAUUGCUUUGUCGUUUUCUUGGAUUGCCAUUGUAAUCUACCUAUAUCGUAUAUAUAUUAUAUAAUAAAAGUUUGGUUUA